UAGAAGUAUACCUAGGCAGAUUACACAUGUGUAUGUAGGGCUAAACAGGUGAGCUAUGUAAAAUGUCAGGACAGAGUUUAUUCGUGGAUGUACCAGGAUUUGAGCUGCGACAGAAGCGAGAAACUUGAUGGAGGGCACAGCUGUAGAUACAGGCCCACGUCACUUGCUUCAUCUUGAUCAUGAACCCAUCGAACAGCGAACAUAUGAACUCCUCCUCCCACCAGAUGGCACCAACAGCAAACAGCCAAAAGUUCGCAAGGUGGCAGCAGGUCCUCCCCUACCAUCAUACAAAGGCUUUAGCGAGACUGAAGUGAAGUACAAACAUGCAGAGCCCAAGCCAGUCAAAACACAUGAUAUUCGUAAAAAGGAGAAGCGGAAGAAGACCAGCUUCAAAUUACAGGAAAAGAAACCAGAUUUUUUUGAUGAUGGGAAGAGAAGACAAAAUAGCUGACAAACCAAAGAAGAUGACACGAGUAAUUGCUUCCAGCUCAAGGAAACCUAGCAAACAGGAGGCACAGAAGAAAGAAAUCAUCACCACAUCGUCAUGGAGAGCAGGCCAAGAAUUGGUGUUACGUGAACUGGGACCAAUUAAAGUCCGCCGAACAUCACAGACCUCUCAGACAAGUGACCCACCAGAUCAAGCCAUGCAUGCAGCAGAAUUAGCUGAUGAACGAGAUGCUGAUUUCAAGAUGCAAGACUUUGAAGCCAACAAGGAACAUGCAUCCUCCACUGCAGCUGAACUUGAGCGAGCACGUGUACUGUCAGAGGAGGCUCGAAGGGUCCUCAGUGACCUCAACUAUGGUUCAGAUGAGGAUGACAUGACAGGAAAACAUGGUGAUGAUGCUAGACACAGAAGUCGCAAGUCAGCAAUUAAAAGAAAAGCCCCUAAAUCUACCGAGACGGAGAAACAGCAGCCUAUAGCCAAGCAACGUCACUAUGACGCCAAGGAAGUGAGACGUUAUAUACAGCAGCAGAAGCGUGCAAGGCUUCGCCAACAACGUGAGGACGAACAAAAACAGAAAGAGGCAGAUAAAGUUAAACGCAAGCAGUUAGAGGAACUGUACAACAAACAGAAACAGUCAGCUGUGACCUCGGCCUCGCACACCAAAAAGGGAAAGGAUGUUCCUGAACGUCGUGAUGGGCGACAGAGUCGCCACCGCGGUGAUGAAACUUUUAUUCAUCCGGCUAGUCUGGCUGAUCUUCCAAGACAUCAUCCUUUCCAUGAAAAUAGACAGAGAAUGGUGGUGAGCAGCGAGUCAGAGAAAGAAAACAGAGGAAUUUGUCACUCAGACGAGGAGAUGAGUGAUGAUAGCUCAACGAUAACUGGGGAUUCAAUGGAGGAGGAAACUACAGAAACGGCCACCCCAAGGGUGGAAGCUGAGAAAACAAAAGUGAAAUUCACAGGAAAAACUAAUGACAAGGACAGUGAAACGGUGCCAAAUAAUUUUCCAGUUGAUGGGGAAAAUAAUAUUCGAAAUGUUGGUGGAUUUACGUUUAAUGUGGAGGGAGUGAUGAAUAAAUUCUCUCAAGCACUUCAUAGCAAAGGGGAGCAACUCUCCUCAAACUCUGGGGUGGGGGGAUCUGUGCCAUCUGUUAAUGGAGGCCUACAUGCAGCACCUGAUGGUGCGGUGGAACUGCCACGAACUCGUGCCGACAGAAUACAGGCAAUAAAAGCCACUGCUGCCACACUGCAGAGCCGUAUUCAAGCAGAGGCUCGUAAAAUUACCGGCCACGAUGUCGAAGGUGGUGCAAGUGCUGCCAAUCCAAAUCCUAACUCUCGAUGGGCAUUACCGCGGGCCGGAGGAUCUGAAGACAAUGAUGCGUUUGUGUCGCGCUAUGAAAAGAUGAUUGGUGCUGAUACCAAUUACUCUGUGUUCGCCUCAAACCUGCCAGGUGCUAAACAGGCAUCUCCAGGAGAGCCAGAUGGCCUUGAUGAUAGCAGCAUAGAGCCUGAGGCCGCUGCCAUCAGGAUUCAAGCGGCCUAUCGAGGCCAUACAGUGCGGCAAAGCCUCACCUGGAAACUGCCAUCAGGCCGUACUAUGUUAGCUAGUCACAGGGAUGGACAGGAUGAUGAAGAGGAAUCCUCCAUAUCAGAAACAUCGACAUUUAGUGACAUCACAAUAACAGAAGAUUCAGAAAAUUCAUUGUCAUCACCCCCACGCAAGAUUGGUGCAGGACUACGUGACAAAGACUUCCAUGCAGCUGCCAAGAGGUCACGGCCUUCUCAGGAGAUGAACAUUCCACGACCCCAGGGUCACACAACCAAAUACUCCUGGGAAGAUCCAACAUCUGAUCCAUACUCUGUCCUCAAUGUGUUCGCCAGGCAAAAACGUAACCAAGUCAAACAGCGUCAGGGACCAGUAGGGGAGGAAAGUCGAGUGACAAAGUCCCGAGCCACAAUCCCUGUCAAGGAGGAUGAAGUGAAGCGUGAAAAAACGACAUCACAGCAGACUGCUCCAAAACCUACUCCUCGGCAAGGUGUGACAGACUCCAGAAGUCGCAGUCCAGGAGUGGGAUAUCGCCCCGAGGGUUCUCACCCUGUCGGUACAGGGCUACGCACAUCAAACUUCGCUUCUAUCACAGAAACUUUGAAAAACAAAUCCGAAACUACACAGCCAAAAACAGCAUCCGUGAGUUUCAAGAUUGGCACAGAGAAAAGUGAUGACGAUACAUUAGAGGAAGAUUCCUACAUGAAGACUGCAGACAGCGGAGAUGAUAAGAAAAGCAAGCCUUAUAAAUAUGAGAAAAGGCCUACCAAGCCCCAACCCAGAUCCUCCUCCAUCAAACCUGUUCGCAAGGAGGGCUCUGGCUCAGAUAUGGGGCGAAAAGAAGACUCUGAGAGUGAUGUCUCCUUAGAAACUGACCGACCUAGUUACUCCCUGCAUCGUCCAUCAUAUGCCACGGAUGAGACUAAUCUGAAGUUCCCCGCACGAUACUCACCAAAUACUCUGGAGCGACAAUUCAACACCGAACUCAACCAGCUGGAGAGUAUGGAAGAGAGUAUGAGACAGUUGACAAACAUGGAACGAACACGUGCUGUGUCUAUGGCCCAACAAGAGACAGUCUCACUAGCCCAGAUGCUUAAGGCACGGCAACAUGAGCACAGUAAAGAAAUGAGCAUGUUAGAACUGAAGGCACAGAGAGAGAUGCUUGAUGCUACCAAGGAGUUAAACACUGUCAGACAGAGGUCAAUGGAGGUCACCCAGACGGCUGCUGAGGCCAUAACACGACUACGUGCUGUACCUACCGAUACCAAGCAGAAGACAGGGCGCAAGGUCACAGCUGAUCCAAGGUCAAGAUCAGAGGUCACAAGCAUACUGGAAACUGACAAUAUCAGGCCACGCAAGAAUAGAAUGACAUCAUCAGCUAAAGAGUCUGACAGAGUUGUACCAGAUUCUGCACGGACAGCAACCUCUUAUACUGUGGAUAGUCGUACAGGGCGAUCAAGGGAAGUUUUAACCUCUGACAGUGUGCGUACAGCCAGUGAUACCCACAAGAACAGGGACAGCGACUCAUCCAUUCGCUCCAUCUCGGGGGCUGAAGCACACGAUGAGUCACGCUCUGAGAGUAUCGUUGAAGAUAUCUCACAAGCCUCAGGAGACGAAUACUCAGUUAUGUUUGAUGACACAAUGACAGAGGAUGAGAUGGAGGAGAAAUCCUUCAAGGCAAUACUGCCAUCAGAGAGUCAUCGCAAACGAGCAAAAAAGCAUUCGGGAGAUAAUAUGUCUGUUACCUCAGAUGAAGGCAGUGUCGCCUCAGUACCCACCACACCCAGGAUGUCUCUUGAUGACCUCAGCUCAUUUUUCACCGGGGAGGAAUCCUUCAAUAAGUUUACGGAGGAGAUGGUCCGACAGUUUAUGAGGGAGGAAGAACUGAGGGCACAGCACCAGGGUGCAUUGCUACGUCUCCGAGAGAAGGCACUUACAGAGAAGACGAAAGCUGAACUUGCCUGGCUGGACCAGCAAAGACAGAAUCUUCGCAACAAGGGCGCAGAUGACAACUACCCACAGAUCAUCAAAAGACAACGCGGACUCAAAAUGAGACUUCAGGAACAACAGGCCGAAAUCAAGCGUCUCCAAGAAUCUAACAAGGCAGCUUCUCUAGAGCGACAAAGACUUCUCAAGCAGCACACGGAGAUCAGCCGCAUGAGGAAAAAUACAAUAAAGACCAAGGAGAGGUUAAAAGGAAGUGGACGACUGGGGCGUCCAUCAGAGGUGCACACAGAGGACGAGGUUAGCAAUUUUGAUGAACACAAAGAAGGGGGAAGUGGACGAAAGAAGAAGGACUAUAAGUCAGACUCAGAGAUUUACACAGAACCAAAAGUAUCACACAAAAAGUCUGUGACAGAUGAUUCUUCAGCACUCGGCAAACUCAAGAAAAUUCAUUUUGAUGAGAGGUUCUUAACAGCGAGAGAACAGAAGUUACUGGACCGACGGAAAAAGGCGGAGGAACUGUUAAGAUGGAAGCAGCGUCUGGAUCACGAGGAAUCCAGAGUGUUCAAGAUGGAACAAAAGGCCAUCAAGAUAUGGGAGACACCCGACAACAGACGUCCAGACAAAACACCUGCCAAGGAGGAUCGUAGAUCAGCCAAGACUCCAGCUAAAACGGUCCAGGAUGACAAGGCUGAGAAAGUCCGCCAGAGAAACGAACCAAAAGAAUCUCAAACUGCCUCAACAAUGCAAGAGAGCACUAUUGCCUCUGCUAGUGUACUAACUGCCAAAGAUGACUCUGUGCGCCGUAGCGUGACCGACACCCCCAGGACUGAGAUCGCCAGUGGAAGUGAGAGUUCACCUGAGGAGAGACUUCGGGAGCGUGACAACAAAGCAUUCAACAGUGGCAGUGAGAGUUCUAUCGUAGAGGAGCUAGCCUCCAACUCUAGUGUGGACGAUGGCAGUCCAGCCACACCCAGGGUUCACAAGUCUCGGUUGUCCGGUGCAGAUGACACUAUCAUCAAUGACAGCCAGUACAACAAUGAUUCCUUCGAAGAGACAAGUGUUCAAGGCACUAGUAGCAAGCGUAGUGGUAAAUCACCUCGCUCUCCUCUAGACCGCCUCUCACAAGGUCUCUCAUGGCUGUCAGGACGCACAGUCCGUAGCAAUGGUAACCGCUCACCUUUCAGCCGUUAUCGUAGCUCUGAGAGCGAGUCGGAAGAGUCUAUUUCGCACACAGAAUCCUACACAGAAACCCAGUCAGACUUCAGUGACUAUGAGGGGCGAGUACGUGCCUUAAAUGAAGAACUGAAAAGACGCAAAGUGGAGGCAGAUAGACUCAAGAAAGAACGCAAGAAGAGGAAAAAAGAAAUACUCAAAAACAAAGAAGUAGCUCUGAAGAAACAAAUAGAGGCCUAUGAUAACCAGAUUGUCCAACUGAAGGCAGAGUUACAGAAGGAAAUGGAACAUGAACCAGUUAAGUCUAGUGUUCGGCCUCAGAUUAAACAGCCAAAAGUCAGCCCACCAAAAUCACGGCCACGGCAGGAAGUCACUACCCCAAGUAAGAAGGGAAAUAACUCUUCCAUCAGUGAAGACAGCAAGGAAGGCACAGACUCUGCUCAGAGUUCACCAUCCAUCACAGAAGAUACAAAACUGAGUUCACCAACGCCAAAGACAGCUCCCUCUACACCAUUGACCAAAGCUGGAUCAUUGGAGAAGAUUUCCGAGGCUAGUGAAUCAACAAUCAGUAGGUCAAGGUCAGACAAUACAACACAAAGGUCAUUGGCCAAACCAUUCAGAAAUGAUGAUACAUCAAUAAGAACAGAAAUAUCAGAAGAUAUUGAUGAAAAUAUUGAAGUUGCAGAUGAUAGUGUUUCUGAGCGAUCAAAAUCUGCUCUGUUACAUAUCACAAAGGAAUUACCUUCCCAUACUGCACCAAGGUCUGCUGCAUCUGUGUCACGACAAGAUGAUGAUGUUAGUUACACCGAAGACUUUACAGCUGACGAUGGUGUGUCUGCAAGACUACCUCAAAGUGCUCGUAGUGACAUCUCCGAUCACACAGAACAUAAACAGCGCACAUUCACUGAUAACAUAUCAGAGCAAAUUAGUGAAAUGAUGUCAGUGCGUUCUGAGGACUCUCAAUUCAUACAGUCUCUGGACCUCCAAGGUCGUCAGGAACAGCCUGAUGAUGGGUACAUCGACCAAAAAUCACCACGCUCCUCCUACUCUACCACCACAGCCUCACGACCAUCAAGUGGACGCUCACAGUCCAGUCAGAACCUGAAUGGGUCAUUUGACGAUUCGGAUGUUGAACCGAGUCAAGCAUCAUCAGUGCCCGUGGGUCGGGGUGACCUCCCAUCAAGGUCUGGUGAUGGUUUUUACGACGGGGGUGAGAUUGAUGAUGAAGAGGAGACUCCCACAGCUUCACCUCGUGAUGGGCCCACAACAGAGAUGGACAUUAUGGGCGACUUUAACAUAGGAGACCGCGUCCUUGUUACAGGACCCAGGGGUGUUCGCAGUCCAGGUACUCUUCUGUUCAAGGGCAAGGUCUCCUUUGCCCCGGGGAUCUGGGCUGGAGUAGAGCUGGAGGCUGCUGAUGGUAGAAAUGAUGGUUCUCACGAGGGUGUACGUUAUUUUACCUGUCAUCCCGGCCAUGGUGUUCUGGUUCCAGGAGACGAUCUCAUGCCAGCUCCUGCCAUCAGGAGUCCACGUCGAAGUGUUGCAAGUUCACAUGAUGAUGAAUCCAUCACAACCGAUGAUCAGGAUGAGUCGGACCUCAUUAAAAUCAUCAGUGAAGUAGAUAACAGUGUGUCCAAUUUCAGUGAAGGAUUUCCAUCACCAAGAUCAUCCACUGAUAGAUUACAUCAGAAGGAGGCUCUCACAGACACCAUCACUGAUCAAAUUCUUAUGGAUGUGGUCAGGGAUGACAUGAAUACUAUCAAUAGAAUUCAGGACAGAAAGGCAUCCCCGCCUGCUGUGGCACAAAAACCCAGCAAACGACCAGACAAAGACGGUGCUAGCACACUCCACAUGAAUGGCAAUGUGGACAGUGAUGGUGAGAGAGACAUCAACCAGAAUGAUAAGCGCUCACAAAUGACGGAAAAAUUAACCAAAAACUUACUGAAUGAUGCAAUAAAUGACAUGAUUACAAUUCGUAAUAAACAACGAGACCGUCAAGAACCUCCGCGUAGUGGGAAUCGUGACCAGUUUUCGUCUGGUGAAGAACCCCAGACAUUUUCUCCGACAGAGGUUGAGCAUAUGUGGGGGAGGGGUUCCCCAGCAGAUAACCAAGAGAAUCCUCCACGCCCAGUCUCCCCAAUUCCAGGCAGCACCUCACGAGCAACAAAGGAAGGAAACAAGGAAUUGGACCAGGACUUGAAUUAUCUCCUGUUUGAUGAUAAGGCAGAUGAGUACAUCGAUGAUGAUCCAAUCAUACCGUCUCCAACGAUGAACCAGCCCCCUCCUCCGUACCCAGGCCUGCAGCCAGAAUUAAUACUGGAAACUGGAAACCUAGACUUCCAUCAGAUACAAGAGGAUGUGUUUUUCUCUGUUCCACAUGAGCGUCAUGAGAUAGAGGAGGUGGUGUCUAGUGCUGUGGAUGUGUUCUGGAACCAACGUCGGUAUGGAGAGUCCUUGGAGGGCCUGGAACCUCCGGAAACCUACUUCUCUACGGAGGAUAACAACAACGAUGUAGACAGUAAAAGUCGGCGUGUUUUUGAGAAAUUGCUUUUCGAUUCUACAGGUGAUAUUAUACGUGAUAUUUAUAGGGAAGAAGAUCAGGAUGGAACGUGUGCCUGGAAACAAACAAAACGGACACGACAGAAAUAUUUCAGAGGUGCUAAUCCCCCAACAACAAUAGACGUAUUAAAACCAAUUGUUCAGAAGGCUGUGAUUGAAAUUCUAGGAUUGAAUGGUUCUCGGAAAGUGGACAAAAAUCGGUGGAGUGUACGGAAAAAGAAGGAUCAUGUUGACAAUAUCUUGGUGGAGGAGCUGAGAGAGGAGGAACCUGAUUGGGUGAAUUAUGAUGACGAUGAAACUGCUGUUAAAAUGCAGCUAACAGAGGCCAUUUUCGAAACAUUGUUGACAGAUACUGUGCAGACAAUGAAUAAAAUAUACCGCAAAAAACAGAUGUUAAGUCAACAGCAACAGUGACUAUGAAAUGGCUCAACUGGUAGAUAGACACUGCACGCCAAAUAGUACGCCAAACGGGGCACACAGGCAUAGUAGUAAUAGGUAUUAUGCCAAAUAUAGAAUGAAUUGGCAUUGAUGUACGAUAAUGCCGAGUAGCAGACAAAUUGGCAUACUGUACCUCAGUACAUGCCCAAUGUUAGAACUUUGUGCUAGAAAUAUUUACCAUCAGUGGAAGGCUGGAUGAACUAUACAUGUUGGGAGCUGAUUAUUUAUUAUAAAACAGUGCUAUUGUCCAGUAGUGUAGUGUGACACUUCUGCCUUAAAAAGCACAAAAUUGGCUUUCUAUAAAAAUGUUCAAUUUUUACAGCAUAGGUGCACAUGCCCCCAGUCUGCUUCCAAGACCUAUACCUACAGAUGUAUUCAAAUCAUCCCUGGCCAUGAUAUCAUCCUCAGUCACACAAGUCAAUCAUGGUCACUCACAUAUCUACAUUCCACCAGAGUCGAGUGUAAAUGCUAUGUAGGAGAAUUGUUUAGUACAUAAUGUGUUUUAUUCUGUAUGCUGUGCUUGGAAACGAAAUCAUUUGGAUGCAUAAACACAAUUUUUACUGAUAAAAAAUGUCAACAAAUCUGCAUUUUCAG
Pecten maximus is the source of this 8699-nucleotide messenger RNA. RefSeq names its product centrosome-associated protein 350-like. Bases 324 to 8081 code for a protein of 2585 amino acids. The record is from RefSeq and is a predicted model, not a curated record. NCBI's taxonomy places the organism in Eukaryota, Metazoa, Mollusca, Bivalvia, Pectinida, Pectinidae. Gene Ontology annotation, molecular function: microtubule binding. The transcript is spliced from 34 exons. Gene Ontology annotation, biological process: microtubule anchoring. Gene Ontology annotation, cellular component: centrosome.